CGUAGAGAAGACAGAGGUGAUGAACAUGCCCAAGCAACAACAGCAACAACAACAAGCACCGAUAACCAUUAACGGGAGAAACCUAAAGGAAGUAGUCUCUUUCACCUAGCCAGGUAAGGCAGCAUUGUUUCAACUACAGGAUGCACAGCCACAGAUGUGGAUGUCGAAGUCAGGAUGGGAAAGGCAGCAAGAUGGGCUUUCACUAAUCGGAAAUCAGUGUGCAGAUCUACUGCAGUCAGCAUAAAGCGUGAACAAGAUCCAGAUUUUCAACACCAACGUCAGUCAAGUCAGUUCUGCUUUAUGGUUAAAAAACUUGGUGCAUUACGAAAAGCAUUCCUAACAAACUACAGACAUUCAUCAAUAGCUGCCUACGCUGGCAUGUUACUGAAGCUCAGAUGGCCGGAAAGAAUAAGCAACAAGGAACUCUGGCUGGCUGGCAACGAUCAACCAAGAACCUAUCACUUAACUAAUAUGCAGUAGAAGGAAGUGGAGAUGGAUUGGGCAU
Heterobilharzia americana is the source of this 505-nucleotide messenger RNA. The record is from the annotation of a GenBank genome assembly. Lineage: Eukaryota; Metazoa; Platyhelminthes; Trematoda; Strigeidida; Schistosomatidae.